Messenger RNA from Plenodomus lingam JN3, 3810 nucleotides. RefSeq lists its product as uncharacterized. The record is from RefSeq and is a predicted model, not a curated record. Gene Ontology annotation, biological process: transmembrane transport. Lineage: Eukaryota; Fungi; Ascomycota; Dothideomycetes; Pleosporales; Leptosphaeriaceae. Gene Ontology annotation, cellular component: membrane. Gene Ontology annotation, molecular function: ATP binding; ABC-type transporter activity; ATP hydrolysis activity.
AUGUCGCGAAAAGAAGAGUUGUCACAAUUGCCUGAUCAGAGAAUAUGUCAGGAUGAAAAACGAAGCAUCGAUAUCUCUUCCAAGGCUGAUGCGGUAGCCAACGAAGCCCAGAAGAGUUCAGGAGGCUAUCUUCGCAUCUUCAAAUAUGCUGACCGUACGAGCUGGACGCUUAAUUCUAUCUCAUUCCUUGCUGCCAUCGGUGCAGGAACACUUUUACCACUAAUGGACCUCGUGUUUGGUAAAUUUGUCACAACAUUUACCGGAUUUGCAACUGGAUCAACCACUCCUGAAAAAUAUAGGUCUGAAGUCAACAAAUACACACUGUACUUUAUAUAUCUAUUUGUUGCCAAGUUUGGUCUUGUGUACAUACACUCGGUUGGAAUUUCCAUCUCAGCUAUACGAACCACCAAAGCGCUUCGCAUCGACUUUAUCAAAUGUAUUUUGCGGCAGAACAUCGCGUAUUUCGAUUCUAGCGAGGCCGCUUCUGUCACGACGCAAGUUACUACGAACGGGAACAACGUCAACAACGGGAUCUCUGAAAAACUUACUUUGAUAAUCCAGGGUAUCUCCACGUUUGUGACAGCCUUCAUUGUUGCCUUUGCAAUUCAAUGGAAGCUCACUUUGAUCACGUUGAGUAUUGUCCCUACUAUCAUCGUCGUGGUUGGGAUUUGCGUGGGGCUCGAUGGCAAAAACGAGAAGAAAGUGCUUGCGAUUUAUUCGGAUGCUGGAUUACUUGCAGAAGAAGUUUUUUCAACAGUCCGGACAGUCCAUGCCUUUUGGUUGAACCCUUUGCUAUCACGCAAGUAUGAGGCCUUCUUGGACGCAGCCAUGACCGAGGGGAUGAAGAAAUCUCCUAUCUAUUCGGUUCUUUUCUCAACAGAGUUCUUCUGCGUCUACUCUGGCUAUGGGCUUGCAUUCUGGAAAGGUAUCCGGAUGUAUGCCAGCGGUGAAAUCAAGGAAAGUGGCGACGUCUUUGUCGUUAUUCUUGCGGUCAUUGUCGCGGCAACUGCCAUGACGACCAUUGCGCCGCAGAUUGUUUCCUUAGUGAAAGCAUCAUCCGCGGCCGACGAGAUGUUCACGACAAUUGAUCGAAAGUCGGAGAUUGAUCCUUUGAGCGAUCACGGCAUUAUACCAACAACAUGCCGUGGACGAAUUGAUAUCGAGAAUGUUGUAUUUUCGUACCCUGCCAGACCCGACAUCACGGUCCUGAAAGGCCUCACCUUGACAGCCCCUGCCAACAAAACAACUGCUCUAGUGGGCGCAUCUGGGUCGGGAAAAUCUACUAUUGUUGGCCUGUUGGAGCGAUGGUAUGACCAGCUUAGUGGCACCGUAUCUUUCGACGGCACAGACAUUCGUGAACUGAACCUGACUUGGCUACGGACUAAUGUUCGGCUGGUACAACAAGAGCCAGUCUUGUUCUCCGGUACAGUCUACGAGAACAUCGUCUAUGGAUUACUGGGAACCGAAAAAGCUACCCUUCCACAACAAGAGCAACGUGCUCUUGUGGAGAAGGCGUGCAAAGAUGCAUACGCUUCCGAGUUCAUUGAGCAAUUGCCUCAAGGUUACAAUACCGUCUUGGGCGAGCGAGCCACAAAUCUUUCUGGUGGACAAAAACAGAGACUCGCAAUUGCACGCAGUAUUGUUUCCCAGCCUACCGUGUUACUCCUCGACGAAGCGACGAGCGCUCUGGAUCCAAAGGCCGAGAAGAUCGUCCAAGAAGCCCUGGACAGAGUCUCACGAGAUCGCACAACAAUCGUUAUUGCUCACAAGCUGUCGACCAUUCGCAAUGCUGAUAAUAUCGCUGUUAUAGGUGAUGGCGUUGUCCUCGAACAGGGCACACAUACAGAUCUUCUUGAGCGCGGUGGUGCUUAUGCUCGCCUCGUAAGGGCCCAAGAUCUUGGUCAAACUACAGACAAUUCGCAGGGUGACGGAGACGAGACUUCAAGUCGGGCGUCUCUUGUACGCACCCAGACCCAAGCGUCCACAGUCAACAAGGCCAAUCAUGGUCCUGGCCACGAUGUUGUCAACUACAACUUGGUCAAGUGCGCGUACCUUAUUCUAAAGGAGCAAGGCAAUUUAUGGAUGCACUUUGUAGUCCUAGGUGUUGCAGCGCUUUGUGGCGGAGCGACAUACCCUGCGCAAGCCAUUCUCUUCUCACGUGUGGUUGAAGCCUUUCAGCUCCCAGCUGCACAAGCAGUCGACCAAGGCGACUUCUACGCUCUCAUGUUUUUCGUCGUUGCUUUAGGAAACCUGGUUCUAUUCGCAGUGAUUGGCUAUCUUUCUAACAUUAUUGCGCAACAUGUUUCGCGAGAAUAUCGACACGAAAUGUUCAAUCUCAUCCUCAAGCAGGACAUGGCAUUCUUCGAUGAUGCAGCCAACGCAAGCGGCGCAUUAGCAUCUAACCUAUCAAGCUACCCGACAAAUCUCUAUGAACUAAUGGGCUUCAAUCUCAUGCUCAUCUUUAUAAAUAUUGUCAACGUACUUUCGAGUUCCAUUCUGGCCAUUGUGGUCGGGUGGAAGCUUGGUUUGGUUGUGGUAUUUGGAGCUUUGCCACCUUUGCUAUUUUCCGGAUAUCUCAGGAUUCGUCUUGAAUUCAAGCUAGAGGAUCUCAAUGGCAAGAGAUUUGCCAGUAGCGCUGCUAUGGCCUCUGAAGCGGUAUCGGCUAUUCGCACUGUGUCAAGUCUUGCCCUAGAGCGACACGUUCUCAACAUGUAUGAGAGUCGCCUACAAGGCAUCGCCCAGAACGGCUUAAAGGCCUUGAUAUUUACCAUGUUUUGGUAUGCUUUAACGCAAUCAAUAUCAUUCCUUGCCAUGGCUCUCGGCUUCUGGUAUGGCGGCCGUCUUAUCAGUUACGGAGAAUAUACUACGACACAGUUUUUCACGGUUUUCAUUGGUGUCAUCUUCUCCGGGGAGGCCGCCGCUGCUUUCUUCUCGUACACCACAAGCCUGACAAAAUCCGCCACUGCUGCUAAUUAUCUUUUCGGCCUACGACGGUUAAAGCCAGCCGUCCAAGAAGACCCAGACAAGCCACCUUUCGACCAUGAGCGGGACAAAGGUCCUGCACACGUUGAUAUUCAGGAUGUCACAUUCGCCUAUGAAUCAAGGCCGAACUCGAAUGUCCUUCAGAACAUUAGCGUCGAUGUGAAACCUGGUCAAUAUAUCGCAUUCGUAGGCGCUUCCGGCUGUGGCAAGUCGACCAUGAUAUCACUGCUGGAACGUUUCUACGAUCCUAGAUCUGGUCGCAUCACAUGUAAUGAUCGCCCGCUCAUUAACCUUUGUCCACGCAAAUAUCGACGAGAAGUAUCCCUCGUACAACAGGAGCCUGUUCUUUAUCAAGGUUCAGUACGAGACAACAUUGCUAUGGGCUUGGAAACCGAUGUUACGGAUGCUCAGAUCAAAGCUGUAGCUCGAGACUCCAAUAUCUCCGAGUUCAUCGCGUCUCUUCCCGAUGGACUUGAUACUCUGUGUGGUAGUAGAGGCACCCAACUAUCAGGUGGCCAACGCCAACGUAUCGCCAUCGCUAGAGCUCUUAUCCGCGAACCGCGUCUGCUUCUUCUGGACGAAGCCACGUCUGCUCUAGACACAGAGUCCGAGAAAGUUGUACAGGCGGCCUUGGAGGUAGCGAAAAGUGGGCGCACAACAAUCGCAGUCGCUCAUCGUCUCAGUACUAUCAAGGAUGCUGAUCUGAUUGUUGUUUUCGCUCGUGGUCGAAUUGUCGAGAGUGGCACGCAUCAAAGACUCCUCUCCAAGAAGGGCAUGUAUUAUGAGAUGUGUCAAGGGCAGAGUUUGGACCGGAGUGUCCCGGUAUAG